AAGAAGAGAUUGAAGCGUAUCGUGAGAUUUCUUUAUUAAUCCAAAAAACAUUUAGCUUAACUUAAAAACAAUUAAAUCCAUACUUACAAUAAUGUCAGAAAAACAUCGCAGUCUUCCUCUUUGGAUGGUUAGAUCUGAAGAUCAAAGCAGCAAAGUAAACAAAAAAGAAACAGUGAGAAAGAAAACACAAGGGACCGCAAGGAGGAAGCGUCCUAGAAGUGACAUCAAGUACUGGAUGAACGAGAAGGAGCUCGUGGAAACAGCCCUGUGUUUUUUGAAAGAUAGCAAGUUGUGUACUAAAGAUGCAACAGAAACCUCAAAUGUAGAAAUGGUCAUCCCAGAGACAGAUACAUCAGACUGUGAUGCGCGAGACAGGACGUAUGUUUCAGACACAGACUGUGAAAUUGCAGAACAGGAGACCGUCCCGUAUGGAAACUGCACGAGUGAAGGUACCAGCAGUCAUAUAAAACAUCAUACUGAUGAUUCAGGAACCUCCGAGAAGAUGCCACGGCUUCAAGAGCCCUCACAUAAACCAGAUGACAGUGAUGAUGAAGCUCUUGAACUUGUACGAGAAGUUUUUUUCACCUGACUGAUCUGUAAAAGCAUAAAUGAACUUUCUUCGGGGCUGUCAAGGUUUAGAAAUCGUAACUCUUAUUGUGUCUUAUUGACACAAUAGCAUUGUUUGCUGUUGUUAUAGUGUUUUUGUUAUUGUGCCUGUGGCAUUUGUAUUCAAAGCAGUUGCUCAGGUAAUUGUCAUUUGCACAUUUUUUUUGUUGCACUUUAUUGGAAAGAAAACAUUAGCUGUAACCCAAGAAGACAAAAUAUACUUUAGUCAUUAUGUAAAAAAAUAUAUGAUUUGUUUAAAUAAAAAGCACUUUGGGUUUGAAAAGACUGUUACUUAACCCUAUAA
Molecule: messenger RNA, 910 nt
Organism: Paramisgurnus dabryanus
Lineage: Eukaryota; Metazoa; Chordata; Actinopteri; Cypriniformes; Cobitidae
Biological process (GO): negative regulation of double-strand break repair via nonhomologous end joining
Source: RefSeq, a predicted model, not a curated record